CGCGUGGCUUGAAUGGGAGGUAGCGCUUUUUCCUGAAAAGUCAUGCGCAUUGAACACACGUGUACCCCUCAGUCUCAUUGCACACCGAAGAUGGCGGACGUUGAAAUGAACUCUGCCAAAAAACAGAAGAAGAAGAAGGAAAAGACAGUUUCUGAUGAUGACGUUGGGGAUAUUCAGGAGAGUGGUGAUUUCCUCAUCAAACCAGAGUCCAAAGUUGCCAGUCUGGACACAUCUCAGUGGCCAUUGCUGUUGAAAAAUUUUGACAAACUCAACAUUCGGACAGCUCACUACACACCUUUGCCAAAUGGCUCAAACCCUUUGAAGAGGAGCAUUCAGGAUUAUGUUCGGACAGGCUUCAUCAACUUGGACAAGCCUGCAAAUCCCUCCUCUCAUGAGGUGGUGGCCUGGAUCCGACGUAUCCUGCGAGUGGAGAAGACUGGCCACAGUGGCACCCUGGACCCCAAGGUGACUGGCUGCCUCAUUGUGUGUGUGGACAGAGCCACACGACUGGUCAAGUCCCAGCAGAGUGCAGGCAAAGAGUAUGUGGGAAUUGUUCGGCUGCACAAUGCUAUUGAGAAUGAGCACACACUUGCUAGGGGAAUUGAAACCCUCACAGGUGCUUUGUUCCAGCGACCACCUCUCAUCGCAGCCGUUAAGCGCCAGUUGAGAGUUAGGACCGUUUAUGAAAGCAAACUCAUUGAGUACGACCCAGAGAGGAGAUUGGGUAUUUUCUGGGUGAGCUGCGAGGCGGGGACCUACAUCAGGACCCUGUGUGUCCAUCUGGGGCUCCUCCUUGGUGUUGGUGGUCAGAUGCAGGAGCUGAGGAGAGUUCGCUCUGGUGUUCUGGGCGAGAGGGACAACCUGGUGACCAUGCACGAUGUGCUGGAUGCUCAGUGGCAGUAUGACCACAACAAGGACGAGACGUACCUGCGCAGAGUCAUCUACCCACUGGAGAAGCUUCUGGUGUCGCACAAACGUUUGGUCAUGAAAGACAGUGCAGUGAAUGCGAUCUGCUAUGGAGCGAAGAUAAUGUUGCCUGGUGUCCUACGAUAUGAAGAUGGCAUCGAGAUGAACCAAGAUAUUGUGGUGAUAACAACCAAAGGAGAGGCCAUUUGUAUAGCUACUGCCCUCAUGACUACUGCAGUGAUCUCCACGUGUGACCACGGUGUCGUGGCCAAGAUAAAGAGGGUCAUCAUGGAACGCGACACCUACCCCCGCAAGUGGGGCUUGGGGCCCAAGGCCAGCCAGAAGAAGAUGAUGAUCCAGAAGGGACUGCUGGACAAACGCGGCAAAGCCAACGACAGCACUCCAUCAGACUGGAAGGAUGGCUACGUAGAUUACAGUGCGUCCAAGCCCAAGGCUGAAGAAACCGGCAAUGGGGACGCAAAGAGGAAGAGGGAAGACAGCGAUAGUGAUGCUGCGGCAGCCUCUGCACCUUCCACUCCAUUGGCAGAAGACCCCAAGAAAGAGAAGAAGAAGAAAAAGAAGGAAAAAAAGCAAAAACUGGAGCACCCAGCUGCAGAGGCGGCGGAGCCAGCAGCAGAGACAGAAGGAGAGGUGGGCGAGAGUGCCAGGAAGAAGAAAAAGAAGAAGAAGAAGGAAGCAGAUGCAGAAGCGGAGUGAAGAGCUUAUGGACAAUGAAAGGACCAUAGAAUUGUGAGGGUCCAGAAUGUGUGCCUGCAGAUAUUUAUCCUACAGAUGCAGCAGGUGCUGAAGAGACAGCAGGCGGGGCAAGAACCGAGUACAACAUUUUUUGUUUUGUUAAUCUGUCCAGAAUGACCACAAAUGGCAAAUCAUAAGGGGCUAGUCUUGUGAUCAUACGGUUGUGACAUCUCAACUAGAGCCAUUCAGGCCCUACCCAUGCCUGUGACAUUCAGUCUACCCAUAUCCGGGACUUUCAGGCCUUUACCCUACCCAGGCCCGAUUGCUGCUUCCAAAUUUAAAGCCCGGCCCUACCCGAAAUCAGAAGUAACUUCCUCUGUUAAUAAAUCCAUGAGCGACUUCUCUCCGUCACUCAGUCCCUGGGCACAAGGCAGCUGGCUCUACAUGCACUCUGUGAAUAUCCACAGCAGCGGCUCCACUUAAGCUUCUCUGCUCAAUAAUCGAGACCUGUUAAGUACUUUUGUCACACAACUCCAACUCAAGGAACAUUUAUUUUCUGUGAAAUAAAUCUCUCCUGGUGUUUAUUUGCGGUUGAAGCACUUCUGACACAAUGUUCAGACUUUAGUCUGAUGUGACUAAUGUGCAGCAGAGCACUAGCAAGUGGGCCAGCUUAACAUGUUAGUGAUCAAUUUAGUGAUACCAUACCCUAGUUAUUUUAUGAGGGAAAACACAGGCCUAAACCUGAUGUAUAAUGUCGUGGUUGGGUAGCAGAGCCCUGAUUUCAACAAUCCCUGUAUGACCUUGCUUUUGUACUCAAAUCUUGUUUUUACGUGUUUUAACUACUGUCCCUAUGUGGACUUUGGUUUACUCUGGGCGUACCCUCGACUGUGUGAAAUGCCAUGGGCAUUUUUUUUUUUAUAUUGUACUGUAAAUACAAAUGAGCUGUAAUCAUAAAUUGACAUUUGAAAUGAAAUGGUUUUUGUUAUGCU
Messenger RNA from Oncorhynchus tshawytscha (Chinook salmon), 2591 nucleotides. RefSeq names its product H/ACA ribonucleoprotein complex subunit DKC1. The transcript has 15 exons. Bases 43 to 1623 code for a protein of 526 amino acids. Gene Ontology annotation, molecular function: RNA binding; pseudouridine synthase activity. Lineage: Eukaryota; Metazoa; Chordata; Actinopteri; Salmoniformes; Salmonidae. Gene Ontology annotation, cellular component: box H/ACA snoRNP complex. The record is from RefSeq and is a predicted model, not a curated record. Gene Ontology annotation, biological process: rRNA pseudouridine synthesis; box H/ACA sno(s)RNA 3'-end processing; mRNA pseudouridine synthesis.